Molecule: messenger RNA, 852 nt
Organism: Miscanthus lutarioriparius
Lineage: Eukaryota; Viridiplantae; Streptophyta; Magnoliopsida; Poales; Poaceae
Source: the annotation of a GenBank genome assembly
AUGCCGAAUCCUACACCGCUCCUGGCCACCGUACUGCAAACCGUCAACAUCAAGUCCUACAUCCCCGUCGAGCUCGACAUCGCCGAAUCCAAUUACACCGAGAGGCGGUGCUUUUUCGAUGCCUCCAUCGGCAAAUUCGGCAUCAGCUCUCAUCUCACCUCUCCUCCUACCGCCGCCAACCGCCGCGAUCGCGAGUGGACCAUGGUAGACCAGUGCAUCCUCAGCUGGUUCUACAACACCAUCUCCAAGGACGUUCGCGCCAUCGUUCGCGCCCCCAAGGCCACGGAGUACACCAUCUGGAAUGCGAUCCAUGAUCAGUUCUGGGAUCACGAGCUUCACCGAGCCGUUUACCUAGAGGCUGAGUUCAGGAGCCUGUUCCAAGGCGACAUGGACAUCAAGACCUACACCGGCCGGCUGAAGCAGCUCGUCGAUGACUUGCACGACGUCGGGCAGCCCAUCCAUGAGACGUCCCAGGUCCUCAACAUGCUCCGUGGUCUCACCCCCAAGUACCGGCACGCCGUCCCGGUGAUCACCGCCAAGAACCCGCCGCAUACUUUCCUCUCCGCCCGCUCCUACUUGCUCCUGGAGGAACAGUACGACAAGGAGCACGCUAAGUCCACCGCACAACAUGCUCUUUUCGCCACUGGUGGUUCUCGGCCGACCGCUCCGGCUGCCGGUGAAGGUGGUUCCGGCGCUGGUCAAGGCGGCCAACCUCCCCCACGACCGCCGACGGUUGCCCACGGCUCGGCUCCUCGUUCAGAUGGCAGACGUGGUCGCGGGCGUGGGCAUGGCCGCGGCAGUUAUCAGCACCAAGGCGGCUCCACCUCUACUCCGCAGCCUCGAGCUCCCUAA